AUGAAGGUCGAAGAUUAUUUAGCUGCAUGUGGUGUCGUAGAACAUGAUAGAAAAGAUCAUAUACUUAAAGAAAUAAAUAUUAAAUUAUUGUUGGCAUAUGUUGUUGCCGUUAAGCAUCAUGUUCGAUUAGAAUUCGGUACUCAGUGGCCAGAUUUGGAUGAUCUUCUUCCCAAUGGUUUCCAGCUGACAUAUUAUGAGGGUAGCGCCGCACUAACUGAGCCUACCAUCGAAGGGAUUGAUCAAGAUGAAAAAUCUUAUACAGUUGAUAUCCCACAUGUGAGUGUUCCACUUCGAACAUUGGCAACUAGAGUUCCACCUACUACUUAUUCCCGCCUUCGUACUACUUUGAAAACUCUGUCUGAUGAAGAUAAGAAAAGGCUAUAUGGUGAUUGCGAUUACAAUGAAUUACCUGAUGAUGUAGAUGCAAGCAUGAGUCUUCCUUUGGAAAUUAUAUUUCAUUUAAAUAUGUAUAUUGAAAAACAAUGUCGCGAGAAAAAAUUGGAUAUAGUGUUUGCUCUUCCAUUUACUAUAAUUGCUGAACUUGCUUGGUUCUCUAUUCCCACUAUUUUCCUUGUCGCUUUUAUUCUUUUUGGCACGGAAAUUGAGAAUCCAUUUGGUUACGAUGAUAAUGAUCUUCCGCUGGAUGAUUAUUGCAAGAGCAAUCAAGUCAUUAGGAUUUGA
Messenger RNA from Cetraspora pellucida, 681 nucleotides. The record is from the annotation of a GenBank genome assembly. NCBI's taxonomy places the organism in Eukaryota, Fungi, Glomeromycota, Glomeromycetes, Diversisporales, Gigasporaceae.